Colletotrichum fioriniae is the source of this 1578-nucleotide messenger RNA. The record is from RefSeq and is a predicted model, not a curated record. Lineage: Eukaryota; Fungi; Ascomycota; Sordariomycetes; Glomerellales; Glomerellaceae.
AUGUCCCUGAAACUAUUAUGCAGUCAAUUGGCGCAGAAGCCAUUGUCUCUUGAUGUCAUGCUGAUGUUUGAGAAACCUGCAACGAUUCUUCACCCUUUGUGCGACCUUCUGGACAACUGGAAGUACGAUGAAGACCAAGGAGAGUACCAACCCGUCUACGAGGAGUUUGGCUCAAUUCUGCUUCUCGUAAUGGCUUUCGCAUAUCGUUACGGUCUUUCGGCAUCAGACCUGGGCAUCAUAUCCUCUGACUCUUUUGUGGCAAGACUACUCGGCCACGGCCACCAAAGUCGGACCCUGGAAGAGUUAUCAGACCAAGAAAAGGGCCAUUUGGAUGGAUGGAUCCACGGCCUCUUUGACUCGGAAGCGGGCGGACUAGGCGAUGAGCUCAUGUCGUCCUGCCCGCCUCAAGACUUCUACUUACUAGUAUCGACUCUGUUCCAUAACAUCGUUCUAGCGUUCAGUACAGGACACUUGACGGAAGAGAGCCUCAGAGGAGGCAUUGAAUAUCUUGUCGAUACGUUCCUUCUGCCAUCUCUCGUUAUUGCCAUCACCUCUCUUGCCAACUCCUUGUGGGUUGAGCGUCCUGACUGCCAAAAGGCGAUUGUCAGGGUACUCAACUCUGUUUUGGCACCAACAUCUAUAUCCAAUGAGGCUCAAGCCAUGCUCUCUUCCGUGAUGAACAUAGUUGCUAAGCCGCUAGAGCAUUCCCUCAGGGCAUAUCAGCGAUCAGACCCAAAGAGCCAAGAGGUUGAACCGCUUUUGAAAGCAAUCAAAGAUAGUAUCCCGCUUUCCAGGAGAACGGGUGCUGCCGACCACCAAGAACUGGAUGCUUGGUCAAUGGGAGGAUUUUCUAACUCUAUCCGACAGACGCUACAGCAAUUGGUGCAGUGGAGCAUCCAUCCAACAAUGGACAGGAUGCCUCCCGCGUACACCCAUCGACAGAUGCUGGUGGCAAUGAAACUUCUUGGUGCAAAACGCUUGCUGCAGCUCCUCUACGAAGACAUCAGACAACAAACAGAAACAGGCAGCGGGAGCAUCAUUUACGAUGUGGCAACAGCAUUGGUCUGCGCGCCCGAUGUAGUGAACACGCCGUCGAACCCGAUCAACUUUAUUGACACUUCGGGCAAUGUACCGGCUCCAGUCCAGAGGAAGCUUACUCUACGAGAGGUUCUUAAGUCAGAUGCCGAGGAGUGUAAAAAGCUGCAAAAGGUCGAUAUGAACCUGGCCGAGAUUGUUGUGAGAUUGUACCGCAAGGUAGAAACUCAGAUGGCCGUGUCCCAGGCCGAGGUUAUCCAAGCAGACACCAUGCUGCAGACCGAUCUUGGUCUGAGCCUAGACGCUGGCGCAGGUUCACUCGAUGAUGCCAUGGCUGCUGCGGCUGCCAAUGUUGCCCAAGGCGACGGAAUGUCUGUGGACAACGUCAGUCUCGACCUGGGCCUAGGAGGUGUUGGCGGUGAUCUUGGCCUCGGGGGCUCGUCGAACAACGGUGGAGGAUCACUGGAUCUCGGUGCCGAUGACCUCUUCAGUGGCCUCGGUGCUGGCGACGAUUUUCAAUGGGACAACAUGGACCUAUCUUAG